AAGUAAGAAAAAGAAGAAGCACUUGAGACCGAUCAGAAAAAAAUUAGAAAGAUAUGAUUUUUGUAAGUCUUUUGAAAUUUGAAUCUUGUCCCGUGUAAUUGUGAAAUCUUACGUACGUCCUCUUUAUGACCUCGUCUUCGCUCAUUUCUGCCUUCCCUUACGAAAUCCCCAACGAAAAAUCUUAGCUUAACACCAUCGCGACCGGAUUCCAAAUUCCGGCCCAUCGUCUCACCGGGAAAGACCCCGCCUAUUGCCGCCGAUUUCGGUUCCGGUCUGCUCAGAUCUAAUCGAGUGGCUUCCUUCUUCCUCCAGAUCUCUUCACUUUGAAUCGGUUACUCGAUCUCGAUUCGCGGAGGGCUUUUGCUAGUCGCGAUGGAGGCGAUCGAUGAGUUGUCUCAGCUCUCAGAUUCGAUGAAGCAGGCGGCGUCUCUCCUCGCCGACGAAGAUCCCGACGAAACCUCUUCUUCCAAGCGCCCUGCCACUUUCCUCAACGUCGUUGCCUUGGGAAAUGUGGGAGCUGGAAAGUCUGCAGUUCUAAACAGUCUAAUUGGGCAUCCAGUGCUGCCGACGGGUGAGAAUGGUGCUACACGAGCUCCUAUAAUAAUUGAAUUGAGCAGGGAGAGUUCUUUGAGCAGCAAGGCAAUUAUCUUGCAAAUCGACAAUAAAUCUCAACAAGUUUCUGCAAGUGCUUUGAGACAUUCUCUGCAAGAUAGACUUAGCAAAGGAGCCUCAGGGAAGAAUCGUGAUGAAAUAAACUUAAAACUUCGUACCAGCACAGCUCCACCAUUGAAAUUAGUUGAUCUGCCUGGACUGGACCAGAGAAUUGUGGACGAGUCAAUGAUUGCUGAAUACGCGCAACACAAUGAUGCCAUACUGCUGGUUAUAGUGCCUGCUAGCCAGGCAUCUGAAAUUUCAUCAUCCCGAGCCCUGAAGAUUGCAAAGGAGUAUGAUCCAGAGAGUACUAGGACAAUAGGCAUUAUUGGAAAAAUUGACCAGGCAGCAGAGAACUCGAAAGCCCUUGCAGCUGUUCAGGCUCUUCUUUCAAAUCAAGGACCUCCAAAAACAACUGACAUUCCAUGGGUUGCUGUUAUUGGCCAAUCCGUUUCAAUUGCGUCAGCACAGUCUGGAAGUGGUGAGAACUCCUUAGAAACUGCUUGGCGUGCUGAGAGUGAAAGUCUUAAGUCCAUUUUGACUGGGGCUCCACAAAGCAAGCUUGGCAGAAUUGCGUUGGUGGAUACCCUUGCUAGCCAGAUUCGUAGCAGAAUGAAGCUCAGGCUUCCAAGUGUCCUGUCUGGGCUCCAGGGUAAGUCUCAAAUAGUGCAGGAUGAGCUAGCGAGGCUUGGUGAACAACUAGUUAACAGUGCUGAAGGUACAAGGGCUAUAGCUUUGGAGCUUUGCCGUGAGUUUGAAGACAAGUUUCUUCUGCACUUGGCUGGUGGUGAAGGAAGUGGUUGGAAAGUUGUUGCAAGUUUUGAAGGAAAUUUCCCCAACCGUAUCAAGCAGCUUCCAUUGGAUAGACAUUUUGACCUGAACAAUGUUAAAAGGGUUGUUUUGGAGGCAGAUGGUUAUCAACCUUAUCUUAUAUCUCCAGAGAAAGGGUUGAGAUCGUUGAUAAAGAUUGUCCUUGAGUUGGCUAAAGACCCGGCACGCCUUUGUGUUGAUGAGGUUCACCGAGUUCUUGUUGACAUAGUUUCAGCUUCUGCAAAUGCUACACCUGGACUUGGGAGAUAUCCUCCUUUCAAGCGAGAGGUUGUAGCUAUAGCAAGUGCAGCACUUGAUGGUUUCAAGAAUGAAGCCAAGAAAAUGGUGGUUGCACUAGUUGAUAUGGAACGCGCUUUUGUACCACCUCAACAUUUUAUCCGUCUUGUGCAAAGGAGAAUGGAAAGACAACGUCGCGAGGAAGAGCUGAAAGGGCGAUCUUCUAAGAAGGGACAAGAUGCAGAGCAGUCCCUUUUAAGCAGGGCUACUAGUCCUCAGCCAGAUGGGCCAACAGCUGGUGGUAGCUUAAAAUCAAUGAAAGACAAACCUAGUCCGCAAGAUAAAGAGACGCCGGAGGUCUCUGGUCUGAAAACUGCUGGACCUGAGGGGGAGAUAACAGCAGGGUACUUAAUGAAGAAAAGUGCAAAAACAAAUGGGUGGAGUAGGCGAUGGUUUGUUCUGAAUGAGAAAACUGGAAAGCUUGGCUAUACCAAAAAGCAAGAAGAAAGAAACUUUCGGGGCACGAUAACUUUGGAGGAAUGCACUAUUGAAGAAAUCCCCGAGGACGAAGUAGAAAAGUCAAAGAGCUCGAAGGACAAGAAGGCAAAUGGACCUGAUUCAAAAGGACCAGGCCUUGUGUUUAAAAUAACCUGCAAGGUUCCCUAUAAGACUGUACUCAAAGCUCACAAUGCCCUUGUGCUUAAGGCUGAGAGUGUAGUCGACAAGAACGAGUGGAUUAAUAAGUUGCAAAAGGUUAUCCAGGCUCGUGGAGGCCAAGUGGGCAGUGUUUCCAUGAGGCAGAGUCUUUCAGAAGGUUCACUUGAUAAGAUGGUUAGGAAACCCAUCGAUCCAGAAGAGGAGCUCCGGUGGAUGUCCCAAGAAGUACGGGGUUACGUUGAAGCUGUUCUUAACAGCCUUGCAGCCAAUGUUCCAAAGGCUGUUGUUCUUUGUCAAGUAGAGAAAGCAAAGGAAGACAUGCUGAAUCAACUCUACAGUUCUAUAAGUGCAAUAGGCAAUGAAAGGAUUGAGUCAUUGAUACAAGAGGAUCAGAAUGUCAAAAGACGAAGAGAGCGUUACCAGAAACAAUCCUCUCUUCUUUCUAAACUCACGAGGCAGCUUAGCAUUCACGACAACCGAGCAGCAGCUGCUUCAAGUUAUUCGGACAACAGUGGCACUGAGAGUAGCCCAAGAGCAAGUGGAGGUUCUUCAGGGGACGACUGGAUGAAUGCCUUCAACUCCGCUGCUAAUGGACCCUCAGACUCAUUGUCAAAGUACGGUUCCGGUGGUCACAGCCGCCGUUACAGUGACCCUGCGCAGAACGGAGAUGCAGCAUCACCAGGGUCUGGUAGCAACCGCCGCACCACCCCCAAUCGGUUGCCACCAGCACCACCGCCUACAGGUUCAGCUUAUAGGUAUUAGAACCUGAAGAAAAAACCCUGGAAGCGCAUUGUGUCCCGUUUUCUGGGACUACGUUACUCUUAUUUUUUCUAGUUUAAGACAGUGAUUGGAUGAUUGUACUACUGUUUUUUGGUCUUUGUAGAUAGAUAUUAUCACACACAUGUGUUGGCAGCUAAAAAAGAGUUUGGUCUCAUGAGUCAAAUGUCUGUUUGAAUUUUUGUUUUAUUUCUUAUUCAACUUUUCUUGGCAUCCAUUUUUUGAGCACGCUAUGCUGUAGUAGUUAUAGAAUGAAUUUUGUAUCUGAUAUUCUUAUGAAUCUGAACUGUUUGGGUAAAUUACUAAAUUUAUAAAAUCGAAGUUUCAU
This is a messenger RNA of Arabidopsis thaliana (thale cress), 3460 nucleotides long. RefSeq names its product dynamin-like protein 6 (gene ADL6). Gene Ontology annotation, molecular function: GTP binding; GTPase activity. The transcript is spliced from 22 exons. Gene Ontology annotation, cellular component: cytoplasm; phragmoplast; Golgi membrane. The record is from RefSeq and is marked reviewed. NCBI's taxonomy places the organism in Eukaryota, Viridiplantae, Streptophyta, Magnoliopsida, Brassicales, Brassicaceae. Gene Ontology annotation, biological process: vesicle-mediated transport. Bases 373 to 3117 code for a protein of 914 amino acids.